This is a messenger RNA of Odontomachus brunneus, 5758 nucleotides long. It is a transcript of the gene wwk, whose product is annotated as anoctamin-8. Gene Ontology annotation, molecular function: chloride channel activity. The transcript has 17 exons. Bases 80 to 3685 code for a protein of 1201 amino acids. Gene Ontology annotation, cellular component: plasma membrane. The record is from RefSeq and is a predicted model, not a curated record. Gene Ontology annotation, biological process: chloride transmembrane transport. NCBI's taxonomy places the organism in Eukaryota, Metazoa, Arthropoda, Insecta, Hymenoptera, Formicidae.
GAGAGAGGAGCCGUUAGUCCAGUUGAGGCGCAAGAGUCCUCCGGCUAAGGACUUACGGUCCCUGCCAGUCCGGGACAUUAUGCCAGGCGGCGAGGGGUCUCCGAUCAAUCUCCUCGAUCGUCAUCACCAUCGCACGUCUGCCGCCGCCACCACCGCUGCCGCCACCACCGCCGCCGCCACCACUGUCUCCGCCGCCACCUCCGCCGCUGCCGCCGCCGCCGCCGCCGCCACCGUCGCCGCCGACGAGUGCGCGAGCGAUGAUGAUGUCGGAGCAAUCGCGGCGGCAUCGACGACCGGCGCGACUCUCGGCAGCGGCAACGCGAUGACGAGCGCCUUAGCGGGCGACGGUCUCCGCCGCAGAAAGGUCAUACACGCGGCCAAAGAGACUCUCGACAAGGCAUCCCGUCUAUUAAGACGAAAAAUACCAUGUACAGGCCACUUAAUGACCCCCCGCCGCCUAUGGAUACAAAAGGUUCCUACUCAGGAAUGCGACGUAGUUAUGAUGUUUCCCAGCGGAGCGAGCGACGAAACCCUGAUGUGGCUUUUAGGACGGCUUCGGGCUGGAACCCCGGGGCUAACAGUUCACGUGCGACAUCACACAUCGUCGGACAGUUACGGGUUUUACAUUACGGCGCCGUUUAGCGUUCUACUGAAAGCUGCGGAGGAGGUGCAUCUACCUAAGGCAUUACGGCAGGAAUUUGGUGGUGGACUGAAGGAAUUCGUGGGGUCCGAGGCUAACUGUUUCGAGGGCAGCGACGACGAAAUCCGAUUUUUCACCACGCAAGAGAGGCAAUCCCUGGUACUACAUUUACUUCACACGCUGAGGGCCGGUCCGCACGAUCUACAAAAUCUACCGGGUUUUAAGUUGGUGGAAGGUCAAGCGAUUGUUCCAAAGUGCAUUUCGUCCGGUAUCAUUUCUCAGGUCUUCCCUCUACACGAAUUACCCGCGCUAGAAAAACUGCAACGAAACUGGGUCCGCGCGUUCCUCAGCCCUCAGCCCUUGGACGACAUUUGUAAAUACUUCGGGGUGAAGAUCACCAUGUAUUUUGCCUGGCUCGGCCACUACACCACCGCUUUGAUCGUUCCAGCUGCAGUGGGUGUCAUAUACUGGGUCGGCAUCAUCGGCAGGAACCAAGCGGUGGAGGACGUGGCGUAUGUCUUGUUCUCGGUGUUCAACGUAAUUUGGGCUACGGUAUACUUGGAGACGUGGAAAAGAAGAGGCGCGGAAUUGGCGUACAGGUGGGGCACUUUGGAUCAGAGGGACGAUUUAUUGGUCGAGCCUAGACCUCUCUUUACAGGAACUCUAGAGAUCUCACCGGUGACGGGUAGACUGGAACCGACUUAUCCCAGGUGGCGGAGAAAUAUGUUUCGAUAUUUCGUCAGCGUGCCUAUCAUCGCGAUCUGUUUACUCUUCGUUUUCAUCGUUAUGAUUCUAAGCUUCCAAAUACAGGAUUGGUGGGACGCACAUCUUGAAUCUGGAGGUUACGGAUUCUGGCUUAGUUACAUGCCAAAGGUGUUACUCGCGGUGGUGAUCGCGUUGAUGGAUGAGGCGUAUUUCAAAGUCGCGGUGUGGUUGAACGACUUGGAAAACUAUCGACUAGACACCGAGUACGAGAAUCAUCUGAUCUACAAGGUGGCGCUGUUUCAGUUUGUAAACUCCUUCCUAUCGCUGUUUUACAUCGCCUUUUAUCUCCAAGAUCAAGAGAGGCUCAAGGAGCAAUUGGCGGCUUUGCUCAUAGCUCGCCAAGUGAUCGGUAACCUGAAGGAGUCCGCAGUGCCGUACUUGAUCGAGCAAUUGCGUCUGGCGCGGUUGAGCUUUGAGCUAUUCGGGGCCCUGAGUCCCAGUGAGGCGAGACCGGCACCCGGCCAAGAAAGCGAAGAGGCGCAACGCGAGAAGGACAACGAAGAGAAGGAGGAACGGUCCACCGACAGCGGCAAGUCGAAGCAACGAAACGUCAGCCAAGCAGAACUGGAGAGUUCCCUCUACAGAGUAGGGCAUCCCACUAAUUCUCUACUUAGUGACGUUGCGUUCAAGGUAUCGACCAAAAAGUAUGACGGAGCGUUUUCGGAGCACUUGGAAAUGCUAUCACAACUGGGAUACGUUUGCCUCUUUUCAUCGGCGUUUCCAUUAGCCGCGAUGGCAGCUUUGCUUGGGAAUUUGCUUGAAUUACGCGGCGAUGCGUUCAAACUGUGUUUCGUGCUUCAACGACCUUUCGGGCGAAGAGUCUCGAAUAUCGGGACUUGGCAAAAUGCUAUGGAGACGAUGGGGCUGGUCGCGAUUUUAGUGAAUUGCGCUCUGAUCGGACUGAGCGGCCAGGUGCAACGAAUGUUCCCGGAGAUGUCGGCCACGCAAACGAUCUUACUGAUUGUGGCAUUGGAGCAUAUAAUGCUCGCUAUCCGAUUUGUUAUUAUCUGCGCGAUUCCCGACAUACCUCACUGGGUCGCGACCGAGAUGGCUAAAGUGGAGUUCUUAAGACGCGAAGCGGUCCGAAGGUUGUCCUCGACGCCAUCACCGGAGCAACAGCCCGCAACAGUAAUAGGGAGAUUCGUGGUGAGUCCAGCAGACGGAGAGAGCGAAGAGCAGCAUUUGCUCGCGGAACGCACCGGCUACGCGACCACGUCAAGUCAAGCGGACACCCCGAUCUUGGCUUCAACCACCCACACGCCCAGCGGCCCGACAACACCCAGCGCCGCGUCGGUGCCGAGAAUCGCGGAAACACCACCGACGGCCGAGACGCCCGGAGGUAGCGGUGGAAGCAGCAGCGAAACCAGUCCGUUCCUACCCGAGAACAAUUCCAACGUGACCACCAGGGAUAUCCGUAACUCCCCGAGAUGCUCCAUACCCGGAGGUGAACGAGUAGGAAGACGCUCGAGGGAGUGGUUGAGCAAUGAACCAGAAACAUCCGGCGCAACUGAUCAGUACAGCCAUCAUCUAACUAUCGGGCCACAUGGUGGAGUCGACUGGGUACGUCGAUUAGGUUUGGAGCCCGGUGGGCGAAAAUCUAGCGAUUCCGAGAUCAGCGGUGCCAGUAACAUGAGCGGCAGGGAAGAAGAAUUGACAUUGCACAGGUCUACUGACUGUAUCGUGUCCAAAGAACUCGCCUCUUCUUCAGACAGCGAUCUUCUUAGGUCGGCACCGCCGUGGUCGGUGGCUCACAGAAGCCAAAAGUUCCGCUUCUCACCGGAAAAGGAGAAGGAGCGCGAGAAGGUGGCGGAGAAACAGCAGCAACAGCAGCAACAACAACAGCAGCAGCAGCAGCAACAACAACAGCAAUAUCAUCAUCACUAUCAUCAACGGGAGAUGCACGAGCAUCGUGAGCGGCAGCAGUCCUACCUUGCCGAGAAGGAGAAAGAGAAGGAAAAGGAUUCGAGCGGUCUGUCGGACUCCAGCAAGACGAUCUCUAGCCAAGAGGAGGAGAAACCGACGAAGGAGGAGCGCGAAGCGAAGAAGACGCGCGUCAAGCAGAGCCUGAUGAAGCGGGCGCGCUCGGUCGCGAUCUUCUCGCUGAAGUUGAAGGAACGUCGUGCUCGGGAGGCCGAGCUGAAGGCCAAGGAGGCAGAGAGAGAGGCCAGGUGGCAACAACCGCAGUCUUGCGUUGGCGGCGAGCUCUCAUGCAUACCCAUAGAAAAGCUUAUCUCCGUGGACGACAUCGCCGCCAUGGAAAUUCGCCGGAUGAAUCAUUAGCCGCUUGAUUGGCAACUUGUCUCUCUCUCUCUUUCUCUCGCAUUUUUGGUUUUUCUCGCUACGUAGACCGUCGUGUGUCGCACGCGAUAUCGGCGCGAAUGAUUAUCGUUUGAGUAUCGCGAGCAACCGAGAGCACGCGAACGGACGAGAGAGAAGGCGCAUAACUUUGACGAGUCGUUACGAAUUGACGGAAGAAUGUCUUAAUAGUAGGGCCGUAUUAAUAGGCGUUACUUGAAAAACUUGCCUCAGGUAAAAUAUUCGAAUUUUUAUCCAGAGUCAGAUCUAAGUUUUCAAUUGCGUUAUGAUAAAUGUGACGUUUAUAUCUGUAGUCAUGAUUCAAUUGAAAAACACUUAUCUAACUCUGAAUUUAGAUCCGAGUAUCUCAUUUGGAACGAGUUUUAAGUAAUGACUAUUAAUAUAGGCCUUAAGCAACAUUCCGUAGAUACUGUUCCCGACGUCGUUUUGCCCCUUAGAGCGCCCUUGGCGAUCAUCCCCUCUCGGUGGUACAGUUCGGUUCAGGAACGCAGCGGGAACGGAAUACUUCCGAAGAAUCCGCGCGCGAGUAACGAAGAUAAUAAUUUCCACGACUUAACGAUCUGAAGAAACUACGGGACGCGAUUUGUGCUGUUUUUGAAGUAACACUGAUCGAGGAUGAAAGCUCUGAACGACUGUCGACUCGAAAGGAGAAUAAUCCACGGAGUACAUCACGUAGCGAUUAAAGCCGCUCCGAAAAAUUGGCGAAACUGUCAUAUUAUAAAUUUUUUCCAAAGUGCAGCAUGUUUGACGCGAUGUUCCGAACCGAACGUACACAUUUCGCGCUAAUCGCGACGAUUAUAAUUUCGCUUUUAUUCGAUGCCCCUGCACUAAGUGGCAUACUUUCCUAGUGCAUAGGUCACUUGCUCGCGAUCACAUCUUAGAUAAUCGAGCCGUAAUUAUCCCGCUCGCGCCGUCAGUAAUUGUAACUGUACGCCGAAAACAUUAAAUUACUCCCGGUUGGAUCUGAAACGCGCGCACACAAGCGCGCGUAUUACUAUAUGGGACUCGGACGACGCGACGAUCCGAUCGUUGUGGGGAAAAGAGAAAUAAAGAAAAAUAGAAAAAAUAAAAAAAUAUCGAGAGCGCCCGUUAAUCGCGAAAUCUUGCCGGGGAGACUGUCGAGGAGCUUGUGAAGUGUCGUUAGACCGCUCGCGCUGGGACAGGAAACAUCGGCGCGGAAAAUUCAACGAAGAGAACAUAGGAGAGGAGGAGGGACUUUGUUGUUGUUGCUGCGGUAAUAAGUUGUUAAUUAAUAUUAUAAAAUUCUAGGUGUUAAUGGUUUAACGAAUUUUUGCUAAAUAGAUCCUCUCACACGAGGUGUAACAUCGUUGUCGAGACCACCGCCUCCAGAAAAAUCGCCUCGUGUCCCUGUUGGAGAUCGUUCCCCCCUUCGCGGAGGGGAGACGACGACACGCGGAAGCCGCACCGUUAUAUACGUGAUAACAAGUUUGCCACGCGACACGUUCCGUCGACGAAGAGAUAGAGAGUCGAUUAGAGUGCACUAACACAAUACUACACUUACACAUACAUACACACACAUACAUAUACGAUGCUCUUCGUCCAAAAAGUGAAUAAAAGGAAUUUAGAGGCCAUUUUUGUAUAUAGCGAAAAGUUACGCAGAGAUUGUAAAAUCGGUUCUCAUGGCCUAGCCUCAUGUCCCCGUCCGCGGCUGAACUUUAGCGCAAAGUUAUUAAGUACACAUACACACGUAUAUACGCACACAUUACAUACAUAUGAACAAACACAUACACACGCAACAGAAAUUUUAUUACAUUUAUCGAUAUUAUUAGCGUUAGUACUUACAAUUAGAUGCAUCCACAUUGAGCACCGUUGAGCAAGUCGAUAAUCGCGUACCGUUGUACCGUAGAGUGCCCUUCGGGAACUUGCAAAGAUUCGAGUGCAGUAGACGCGAAAUCGAUAGAUUAGCCGCUUUCGCAAAAAAGCAGGUCGAAAUCAGUUCGGCGGGAAGCGUCUGUGUUUGUUAGAUGUUUUGUAUAAAACAGGAGAACUGAGCCAAUAAAACAUUCUACAAAAGAC